Molecule: messenger RNA, 540 nt
Organism: Camellia sinensis
Lineage: Eukaryota; Viridiplantae; Streptophyta; Magnoliopsida; Ericales; Theaceae
Molecular function (GO): nucleic acid binding; zinc ion binding
Source: RefSeq, a predicted model, not a curated record
AUGAAAGCUGAAGCAUGGGUGUUGGGAAUAGAGAAGUUAUUCAAAGUUUUUCCUUGCACGGAAGCUCAAAAAGUACAACUGGCUGCCUUCACCCUUGAGGACGAGGCACGGAGAUGGUUGAUGCUUACAAGGACCAUACACCUAGGAUUAACAUGGGAUAGAUUCCUAGAACUGUUUUAUGACAAGUAUUUCCCCAAAAGUAUGCAAGAUAAGAAGGUGACAGAAUUCGAAACUCUCAGACAAGGGAAUAAAACUGUUGCCGAAUAUGAAGCUCAAUUUGCAGAACUGGCCCGGUUUGCACCUCAUAUGGUGGAUACAGAUUACAAGAAGGCGUGUAAGUUCGAAGGGGGAUUACGGAGCGCUAUACUGGACAAGGUCAACAUGUUGAAGUUACCCACUUAUGUCGAUGUGUUAGAGAGGGCUGUUAUAGCAGAAGGAAACCUCACUACUCAGAACCGAAUUUUUGAAUGGAAAGGGAAGAGGCAGAAUACUCAAUGGUCAAAGGGGACAACUACUCCACCAAACAAGAAACAAAAUUAA